Molecule: messenger RNA, 7682 nt
Organism: Zeugodacus cucurbitae (melon fly)
Lineage: Eukaryota; Metazoa; Arthropoda; Insecta; Diptera; Tephritidae
Gene: elav
Product: protein elav
Exons: 3
Coding region: 544-1881 (445 amino acids)
Cellular component (GO): ribonucleoprotein complex
Molecular function (GO): RNA binding
Source: RefSeq, a predicted model, not a curated record
UUCGUAACUUCGAUUCUCACAUCUAUGAAAUUCGUUCUUCACUUGAAUUCGUGCGCUCGCCGUAAACACAUCAAUUCUCGGGUGAAAUUGUCGUCUUUAUUGUGCAAAAUUAAUUAGAGAAAAAAAAAAACCAAAAGCAUUAACUAGUAUACAUAAAAGAAACAACAAAAAGAAGCUUAAUUCUUAAACAUCGUGCAAAAUCAAACGAAAAAUACACCCAGAAAAAGUGUAUCUACAUAUAUGAGCAAACAACACUAGCGGAAAAUUUAUAUAAAAAAGUACAGAAAAAGGUAGCGGCAAGCAAAAUACACACACUCAUAUAAAGAAAAUCGAUAAAUCGAUUAGCAGCUCUCUCCCGAAUUCCACACACGCUUCAAUUCAGUGUUGCCAACGACUUUUUAGCUAUCAACAUUGACAUAAGAGACGCAGCCGUCAACGUCGAGACAGCGCAGCAUUAAAGUGAAAGAACAAAUUUACGCAAAAGCGAAGUUGUGAAAAAGCAUCAAAAUUAUUGCCGCAACGAGAAAAACACACGCCAACGCAAUGGACUUUAUGAUGGCGAAUGCCGGUGCUGCAGGCACAGUAGACGCUCAGGCCCAACUAAUGGCUCAAACCGCUGCAAAUCCGGCCGCUGCCGCAGCCGCCCUAGCCGCUUCGAAUGCAUCGCCUGCGCAGACUGCUGCCGCUGCUGCAGCCGCACAACUGCAACAGCAGCAGCAGGUGCAGCAGGCCAUUUUACAGGUGCAGCAACAGCAAACACAACAAGCCGUCGCCGCCGCCGCUGCAGCCGUUACCCAGCAAUUACAACAACAAACUACCAAUGGCAAUACGAAUAACCAACAGAAUGGCAGUAAUGGCUCAUCCGAGACUCGUACCAAUCUCAUAGUCAACUAUUUGCCACAAACAAUGACGGAAGAUGAGAUACGUUCGCUGUUCUCUAGUGUGGGCGAAAUUGAGUCUGUAAAAUUGAUACGCGACAAAUCGCAAGCUUUUAUGGAUCCACUGAACCCACAAGGACCAAAUAAGGGUCAGAGUUUGGGUUAUGGCUUCGUCAACUAUGUACGCGCACAGGAUGCCGAACAGGCCGUUAACGUAUUGAAUGGAUUGCGUUUACAGAAUAAAACCAUCAAGGUGUCAUUUGCACGCCCCUCAUCGGACGCCAUUAAGGGUGCCAAUUUAUAUGUCUCGGGACUGCCGAAGAAUAUGACACAACAAGAAUUGGAGGCGAUUUUUGCACCAUUCGGCGCUAUAAUAACAUCGCGUAUACUACAGAAUGCCGGCAAUGAUUCACAGACCAAAGGUGUCGGUUUCAUACGUUUCGAUAAGCGUGAGGAAGCAACACGCGCCAUUAUUGCACUCAACGGCACCACGCCGCCGGAUUGUACCGAUCCGAUUGUAGUGAAAUUCUCCAAUACACCGGGUAGCACCAGCAAAAUCAUGCAACCACAAUUGCCAGCAUUCCUCAAUCCACAGUUGGUGCGGCGCAUCGGCGGAGCUAUGCAUACGCCAGUCAACAAGGGCUUGGCACGUUUCUCACCCAUGGCCGGCGAUAUGCUCGAUGUUAUGCUGCCAAAUGGUUUGGGUGCGACAGCGGCCGCUGCUAGUGCUUUGGCUAGUGGUCCGGGCGGUGCUUAUCCCAUUUUUAUUUACAAUUUGGCACCCGAAACUGAGGAGGCAUCACUGUGGCAGCUAUUCGGCCCAUUCGGCGCUGUGCAAUCGGUUAAAAUUGUUAAGGACCAAACCACAAAUCAAUGCAAAGGCUACGGCUUCGUAUCGAUGACCAAUUAUGAUGAAGCGGCAAUGGCAAUUCGUGCACUGAACGGUUAUACACUGGGCAAUCGGGUGCUGCAAGUCAGCUUCAAGACCAACAAAUCAAAGUAAAGUAUCUUUCCAGCGUAAAAUCUCUACAGUAGUAACAGCUAACUGCAACAAUAGUAGUAGUAGUAGUAAACAACAACAGCAACAACAAACAAAUGUAACAGCAAUACACGCAUACACAAUGAAAACAACAACAAUAACAUCAAUGAUACAAAAGUAGCGGAAAUACAGUAGUAACAACAACAACAGCAGCAUAAUUGCGGAUCAGUGAACGCGGAGCGGAGCUGUAACCCGACCGCAGGCAAGUUGGUGGAAAUGCGCUGGUUGGCUUUGUUUGAUGUUGAUAAAAUUGUGUGAGGCGCAAAGCGUGUUGUGGGGAGGGUGAGGGUGCUCUUCCUCCCCCCAACUUACGCAGCGCACGCCAACCACGUAUUUUCCAUUUUUCAAUUGUAUUUUACCAUUUAAGCAUAUUCGUAAAGUAUAAACGCUAAAGAAAUCCCAACUUGCAGCAAUACAAUGCUGGAAAUUAAAUUAAUUGAUAAACUUUACAAAGUGAGGUUAAUUAAUCUAAUUUGUUACACUGUACAAACUAAAACAAGAUCACAAGCGCGGAGUAGUAGAAAGGUGCAGGAAAAUAUUGGCAACAAGAAAUGUGUGUUGUAGCAAAAUUUUACGGUUAUCAAAGCAUUUGCAAGUAGAGUGAAUCGAUUCAGUGUAACUGCAGUGUAGUGAAAAUAUGAAAACGAAAAACAAGCAAUGAGUGUCAGUUGAAUACAUUUUCCUUAUCAACUUCCACCCACGCGUUGGCUUUGCGAAAAAAGAAAAUGGACGCACACAAAUGCGUAAAAUGGCGCGACAAAUGCCGCUAGCAACCACCCGUUGUGCGCGUAAGCAGGCGGUUAGCUUCCCACACGCCACAAACAAUUGGGGUGGUUACUGUAGGCACUCCCAAUCAGCCAUAGUUCAGCGCAUGUAUGUUUGUGUGUUUGUCGCUCAACUGAAUUUCACAAUGCCAAAGCAAUCAAGGAAAAAUGUAUCAUAUUAAAAAAAAAAAUCUUGCAAAUUUUGGCAAUUUCACUGUGCUGUGCCUAGUGUUGGCUUAAUUUAGAAAUUAGCAUUGCCUGUAUGGGAAGCAAAUUGGCAAGCGAAACGCGAAAAUUAUUACUCAAAAGUUUGUGUUAUUUUUAAAUUAGCCAACAGCUGCAACGCUUGCCUCUGUGUCUGUGUGUCAGUUCGUGCGCGUAUACACAUGUGCCGUCGCAUAAAAGUAAAUAUAUUUUUAUUAAAUCUCUGAAUUGUUCAGCUGUGCGGCGCACAGUCACGAAAAUGUUUUCAUAUUUUCACUACUCGUACGAAUUACACUGGAUGUAAAUUAGAAAAAUGCAAGGAAAAAUAAUGAAAGCGAAAGUAUUGCAAAAUUAAGUCUAAAAACAAAAAUAUAUCUGCAUCCGCUAGAAUUUCUAAAUACUAAGUAAUCUUUGUUAAUACCCCUACCAACAACAAAAGCCAAAUUGUAUGUGUGAAAAAAGAAAAAUUAAAUGCGUACCCUAUUACAAAUUUAAAACGAACGAAGAGAUCAACACAUGAUUUUCCAGGUUAAAAACCAUUUCGAUAAAUUCCAAAAACUAUUGUUGUACGAAAACUACUACUGCAUAAGUAUUUCACCAAACCGUAUAGCUCAAUGAGCGCCAAUUAGGCAGUAACCAUAAAAGAAUUAGUAAAAAAUUCUUAAAAAAUACAAAAAUAAUAAUUAAGAAAUUAAAGGCAAACAAGAAUCUUCCGAAACGUCGUAAAUGGCGUAAAUCACAAACUUGGCCUGCCGGCAGCAAUAAAAGUAUUUUAAAUUUCAUUUGCAAUUUUAAAAGUUGACAAUUUUUAUACGUUUUCUAACUAAAAAAAAUAUGCGUUAAAAGCAAAUGAUAUAUCUAAUUGCAAUAAAAUGUGUAGCAAAGCGCUCGAAAGAAAUGUUUGAAGAUAGACGAGUGUAUGCGUGCGCAGGUUUUUAAGUAAAAAAUUAAAGUUAAUUAUAUAACAAUUAAAAAAACAUUAAUUAAAAGUUUAAAUGCUGCGCUACUUGCUAUAAAAGCGCUAUAAUAAUAUUAAUAAUUUUCAAAUAUAAAGCUUAGCAAAACAUAAAAAGAAAAUAUCUUAAAAAUAGCUAAAGUUAAUGGUUGGGUUUAGUGACAUACAAGAGUGAAAAUCCAGACGAGCAGAGGCGAUAACAAGUAAUUUAAAUUAAAUUAAAUUAAAAUAAAAACAACUAAUGGAAAGCUUACCAAUUUUUAAUUAUUUAAAGAACUAGCAAAAAACGAAAACAAAAAAAUAGUAAAUAAAAUAAUAUAUGAGUAAUAAUCUUAGAGAUUAUAGUUAAAGCAACGUCAAGGAGGCUGCUACAGUAUUAAAUAGCAAAAGUUUAAAUUUAAAUAAUUAAAAAAAAUAUAACUAAGAAAUAACCAAAAGUUUGGUGUAAGUUUAUAAAAAAUAUAACUAGAAAAUAAAGGGGCAAAGCCUGCGUGCGCAAAUGGACAACUUAUAGAAAAAGUAGAUCUCUUGGAAUUUUAAAUGAGCUAAACAACCCUAACAAGACAGUAUCGAAUGCGAAACAAUAAUUACAAUAAUUAUUAAAUAAAUAAAUGCGCCUCCAGCAGGCUAAAAUUAAAUUUUAUUAUAAAAUAAUUCCAAUUACAUAAUUAAAAUUCACAAACAAGUGACAUGCAAUAUACAUUUUAAACUAAUAUACAAACAUACAUAACCUAUUAAACAUAAAAAUUUAAUUUUUUAAAACAUAAAUUGUUUGCAUAUUGACAGAAAACCAACGCACAGCUUGCUGUGUAAUUUGGUGGCGAAAAUAAUGUGAAGUAGUGUUGCUCUCAGGCCUUUCAAGCUUUUGUUAAUGCAAGUGAUGCGCUGAAUUAUGAAUAACAUAAUUUUGAAAUAAAUGUAUAGGCGCUGAAUAGCUUAAACAACUUAAGAGUAUGCCUUCAACCAGCAUAUAGCUUUAAAAUGUUAAAUAAAUGCAGUUUUUAAGCGCUGAAUGUCAGCAAAUGCGCGCUGAAUACCAUUUGUAGUGUGCUGAAUUCGAAAAAUUUCAAGUGAAUUACAAGUUGCUAUUUUAACAACAGAACAGUUGUGCUGAAUAACGUUUGUAAUGUGCUGAAUACGAAAAAAUUAAUGUAAAACAUAAAUUGUUAUAUUUAAAAACAGAACAACAGCGCUGAAUAUACAUUACGGUUAGCUGAAUUGUUGCAAAGCUAUAAAAAUUCAGCGAAUUUGCAUUCAUCAUACAUCUCGAGUGCAACACAACAUUUUCGCCAACACUCUUACACAAAAAGCGCAUAACAUAAACGUUCAAUAAUUUGUUUGAGACAAAAAAAUUGCAAUGUGAAGCACAAAACACCCAAAAUACAAAUACAAACUAUGCAUAAUUUAGUGUGAAGUGUUUUAGGCUGCGUACAUAUAUACAUACAUUUACACGUAUACAUAUAUAUUUUUGACACACAGACAUACAUUUACAAUUUUGUAAUGUUUUUUGCAAAAAUCCAAUUUGUUUAUUUUCAAACAUAAUUUGAUUUCUUUACAAACAAUAGUUGCGCGGGUAUUCAUUUGUGGCGCAAUUUUGUAUUGUUAAAAUAUAAUUUAAUAGAAAUUUGUUACAAUUACGAUUUUGUGUUCGUUUGUGCUGCAAAAUGAAUACCCCUGCCCAUUUGUUUACGUUCGUUUCGUAGUGCAAUACAUUUGGCAUCUUGUGUUGAUUUCUUUGUUUCAAUUGAGUUUAAUUUGAGUUUGGCGUUUAAAUGCGCCACAACUGCUGCUACAUACUUGCUACAACCCAUAUGAGUUUGAAAUUUCUAAAAAUUAUAUUUUUGAAUCAAGCGUUUAACUAAAAGAUUUCAAGUUUUUUUACAGUUAUUUAUUAAUAUAUAAUUUUUGCGAUGCGUUCGAUUUCUCACCACAGCUACUACUCUUAUGUUUGUUGUUGUGUUUUUUUUCUCUUGUACCCACACUCGUAAAUUAUAAUUUUUUCUCUAAAACAAAAAAUAUAAAAUAAAAUUGUGUGUUCAUGUAAAAUUGACGCGCGUGUGCUCCCAGCUAUUUUGUACACAUAAUUUACAUAUAUUUAUAUAUACAGUCCAUAUACAAUACACAUACACACACGCAUACAUAUAAAUAUACAUAUUUAUAUAUAUUAAUUAGUGUACGUACGUAAGUAAUUAAGCAAAAUAUAUUUAUAUACAUAUUUAUUGCAUAUUUACACAAACAACUAAUAUUAAUUUUUAUGUAUAUCUACAAACCAACAUAUGUAUACAUAUGGAUAUUUAUUUGAUUUAUCCCACAAUUUUGCUUUCAAAUUCAACCAAGUACCGUACCGCAAUAAUGUUUAAAAGAAAAAUAAUGUUUAUACGGCUUAUACUAUGUGCAUAUGUAUACAAUAUAAUUUAUUUUCGCAUUAACAUUUUACGACACACAAACACAUUAUAACAACACACAAAUUUAAACUUACAUGCAUAUAUGUACGUGUUUGUCUACAUAUACAUACAUAUAUUUAUAUAAACCUAUAUUUUUCGUAGCUGUUAAGUGGUUUUAGUUUUAAAAGUUCACAAAUUUCAAUUUAGCAAAAAAAAAAAAUUAGCUUCUUGUGGGUAUUCACGGUGUUAGCGUUUUUACGAAAAACUUUUUUAUAACGUUAAAACGCGCACGGUGAAUACGCGCAUAGAUUUUUUUCAUUUAAUUCUAUUUAACAAAUUAUAAUUGAGGUUAGGUAAGCAGGCAGUGUAGCAAGUGAAAAGUUACAAAACAAAAAGAAACCCAGAAAACAAGUAAUCAAUAUUUAUUAUAUAGUUAUAUUAUUAGUACAUUUUUUUGAUGCUACAACAACUGGAGUCGCUCACAGUUUGUUAAACAUAUAUAUCUAAAUAUAUAUAUAUUUAAUAUUUUUUUCAUAAGUGUAAACGAGUAGCAUGAACAAAGUGAAAAAAGAACAAGCUCUGCAGUAUGAGUAAAGCAAACGCUAAGCGAAAAAAAACGCAUAAGAACAAAUAAUUUAAUUAAGUUAAAUUUAAAAAAGAAAAAUAUUUUACACUUAAGCAUAUGGCAUAGAGACGAAACGAAACAGGUGGAAAAAAGAAGAAGAAAAAACAAAAAAAGUAUACACAAAACGCAUGAAACAAACAAGAAUUCUAGUCAAAAAUGCAAAACAAAAAUGCAAAAUGAAAGAAAAAAAAAGAGAAAUGUGUUGAAGGAAAAACUAAAGCAGUUAGUUAGGCGAUAAGCAAGUCUGAAUUGCAAGCAAGCAUACAAAUAACUUAAAAACGUUUCAAUGUCGCAUAGCAAGUUAAAGUUAAAAACAACAGGAGUAGAUAUGCAGCUAUUAGUAACUAAACCACACACCACACACACACACAUACAUAUACAUCAUACAAAACGAUAAAAUGCACGGCUACAGCGUUAAUUUAAUAAAUCGAAAAAAAGAAAAGCAAAAACGCGCAAUGCAAUUGUAUUAUGUUUAAAUGGUAAAUCAUUCAGCGACUGAUAAAAGAGAAAGAAACAAAGUAUUCUUUUAUCCAAAUAUCCGCUGCGGCUGCAAAAACUGUAUUUUGUUGUUAUUUUCAUAGAUUUCUAAAAUAUGAGCGCUUUUCGGCUGACCACAUUGAAUGUUCGAAACAUUUAUUUGCCAGAGAGUUCGUUAAAAAUUGUAUAAAAACAAAUUUUCAGCAGCGUUUGAAGCUGCAUUUGAACUACUUUAAUUGUACUUUCUAAUGGUCGGCUAUUUUUCAUGUUCGAAAAAUUUUCGAAGUUCAGGUGGUUUUUAAAAAUCACUAUUUUAAAUGAAAAAUAAGAUAUUUUGAGCGCAUGUUAUAUACAAA